This is a messenger RNA of Carya illinoinensis, 1791 nucleotides long. RefSeq names its product zinc finger BED domain-containing protein RICESLEEPER 1-like. Gene Ontology annotation, molecular function: DNA binding; protein dimerization activity. Lineage: Eukaryota; Viridiplantae; Streptophyta; Magnoliopsida; Fagales; Juglandaceae. The transcript is spliced from 4 exons. The coding region runs from base 1 to 1791 and encodes 596 amino acids. The record is from RefSeq and is a predicted model, not a curated record.
AUGUCUGAACAAGUACCAACUGUUGAAUACUCAUCUGCAAGUCCACUGGUAGAGAUUGAAGUUAAUGGUAUUACUGGUAGAGAAGAAUUUAAUGCUAUAGAGUGUGAUAGUAAUGAUGGGAAUAAUGAAGUUGAUAGUAUUAUUGGUGGAGAAGAAAACCCAAGUUCUACAACUCACUUUCAUAUGCACUUGACUAGUUGUCUUCCACACAUAGCUGCUUUUAAGAGGCAAAAUGUUUUGACUAUUGACAUGAAGGGUUCUGAAUGUGUGAAUGUUGUAAAAAAUUUCUCGUAUGAUAUGAAAAAGAUUGAGAAAAAGAAGUUGAAGACAAUAUUGAGAGGUGUGAAUAAAGUCAGUAUAACAACCGACAUGUGGACUUCAGGUCAAAAGAUCUCAUAUAUGGUUAUUACGUGUCAUUUUGUUGAUCCUGAUUGGCAUUUACAAAAAAGAGUCUUAAAUUUUUGUAAUGUCCCACCACCACACAACGGGAUUAUUAUUGCUGAUGCUCUUCAAAAGUGUUUCACUGAUUGGGGAAUUGAGAACAAAGUAUCUACAAUAACAGUGGACAAUGCUAGAUAUAAUGAUGUAGCUUUAAGGGUUCUCAAAGAUGUUUUCAGUUUGAAAAAGAAGUUAUCCAUCAGGGGGCAGCUUUUUCAUGUGCGUUGUUGCGCACAUAUAACAAAUUUAUUGGUUAAAGAUGGACUAAGUGAGAUUGGUGAAAUUGUCGACUGUGUUCGAGAAGGGGUGAAGUACUUGGUUGCAUCAGAAGCUCGUAUCAAGCAGUUUAGUAAUAUUGCAAAACAAUUGCAAUUACCAAGCAAAAAACUUUUUUUGGAUGUUCCUACCAGAUGGAAUAGCACUUAUCUAAUGCUAGCUGCAGCCUUAGAGUUUAGGGAAGUCUUUUCGAGAUAUGGAGAUAGAGAUCAAGGCUUUAAUUAUGUUCCAAGUGUUGAGAAUUGGACCAAAGUAGAAAAUGUCUGUCAAAUUUUGGCAGUUUUUAAUGAGGUUACAAACAUUAUCUCAGGAACUGAGUAUCCAACUGCUAACUUAUUCCUUCCUGAGGUAUGGAGAAUAAAAGAGGUGUUGAACAAGAAGUCUCUUGACCUAAAUGAUUACAUACGAGCAAUGGUUGUGAAGAUGAAUACAAAAUUUGAUAAAUAUUGGGGGGAAUGUAAUUUGCUUAUGGCAAUGGCUGCUGUUUUGGAUCCAAGGUUCAAGAUGAUGCUAGUUCAAUUCUGUUUUCCAGUAAUUUAUUCAGAACCCGAAGCCACUAGAAACAUAGAUACCAUCUUGAGAAUCUUAUAUGAGCUAUAUGAUGAGUAUGCUGAAGAUUAUAAUUUAGCUAAUGUGGAGUCGAGUGGACAUGAAAAUGCUCGAGACAUAGGUUCUUCUUGUAGUAGCUCUAUCAAUGUUGUGGGGAAGAAUGUGAUGAGUGGCAAGUCUAUAUUUGAAUCAUUCGUUAGAAGGAAUGAUACCAUUCGUCCAGUGAAAUCUGAUUUGGAUGUUUAUUUAGAGGAAGGUGUCUAUGUUUGUAGUGAGGAUUCAGAUUUACAUUUUGAUGCCUUGGAGUGGUGGAAUGUUAAUGAUCUAAAAUACCGCAUUUUAUCUAAGAUGGCACCUGAUAUUUUGUCAAUUCCAAUUACUAUAGUGGCUCCAGAAUCUACAUUUAGUGCUGGUGGUAGAGUAAUUGAUCCUUAUCGCGCAUCAAUGUCUGUUGAAACAGUAGAAAUGUUAUUAUGUGGAGCUGACUGGGUUCGGGUUGAUGGUGAUUGGCAUUUGACUAGUUUUUAA